Messenger RNA from Nicotiana tabacum (common tobacco), 801 nucleotides. Its product is annotated as putative carbohydrate esterase At4g34215. NCBI's taxonomy places the organism in Eukaryota, Viridiplantae, Streptophyta, Magnoliopsida, Solanales, Solanaceae. The record is from RefSeq and is a predicted model, not a curated record.
AUGAUGAUGCCCUAUCUUUUUUUAAUUCUUUUGGCACACCCCAUUUGGGUCACGAAAGCAAAUUGCAACAAAAACAUAUUUAUUUUAGCAGGCCAAAGCAACAUGUCUGGCCGAGGAGGGGUUGUGAAUGACAUUUGGGAUGGAUAUAUACCACUUGAAUGUCAGUCCAAUUCAUCUAUUCUCAGGCUAACAUCAGGACUUUCUUGGGAGGAAGCAAAAGAGCCAACAAUUCAUCAAGAUAUUGAUUUCUAUGCAGUUUGUGGGAUUGGUCCUAGCAUGUCAUUUGCUAAUUCUGUCUUGAAAAAUGACCCUGAAAUUGGUGUUAUAGGUUUGGUUCCAUGUGCUGUUGGUGCAACAAAUAUUAGCCAAUGGUCUCAAGGAUCGUUCUUUUACAAUCAGAUGCUAAAUAGAACUCAAGCAGCGUUACAAUGUGGUGGGACACUUCGAGCCCUUUUGUGGUAUCAAGGAGAGAGUGACACUCGGAAUCUUGACGAUGCCGAAUUGUAUAAAUCAAGAUUGCAGAAAUUCUUCACGGAUGUGCGCGAUGACUUGCAUGCACCGUCCCUCCUUAUUAUUCAGGUGGCAUUGGCAACAACACUAGGGCCUUAUAAGGAGAUUAUAAGAGAGGCUCAGUUGGGGAUUGACCUUCCAAAUGUGAAAACGGUUGAUGCUAAUGGGCUCAAAACAGGCCCAGAUUAUGUGCAUCUCAGUAGUCCAUCAGAGGUCCAACUUGGCCAGAUGUUGGCUAAUGCUUUUCUUCAGUUUGGUUCAGACACAGCCCCUAUUUCUUUGGAGGAAUAA